AGUAGAGAACUGCGGGUUGGCAACCAUCACAAAGAGAAAGCAGUUUCUGUUCUAAGGUUCUUGCUGCUGCGUACAUUUCCACUCUUCCCGUUGUGACAGGCUGCGCGUCGCUGCCCGUGUCCCGUCUUCUCAAAGACAAGCAGAGAUUGUUGCUGCGACCACGGUCGUCACGAUGCACGAAGAAUCCUGUAGCAAAGGAGAUGCUGUGGGCGAGCGGGGAGGAGACGGCGAGGACUGCCGGGUGGCGCCUCUGGAGCCGCAGAACCCUCGUGCCCAGCUGUUGUCGUCCCUCAAGAGCUCAGUCUUCAUCCUGGGCACGGCCAUCGUCAUGCUGGUGGCCUUUCGCAACACGCUCACCUGGCAUCUGCAGAGAUUCUGGGGAGCCUCUGGGAACUUCUGGCAGGGCCAGUGGGACAAGGUGGAGGCCUUUUUUGCCGGAGACGAGUUCGCCAUGGGGGUCUGGGGCACCUUUGCUGUGACCUUCAUGGUGUACUGGGUGGUAGGUGGUCUGUACACCAUAAUGGACCUGACGGGAAAGCCUUCCUUCCUGCUGCGCUACAAGAUACAGGACAGUGCACCUUACCCCGUGGCCGGCCGGCGUGUGGGGCAGGUGGUGCUGCAGGUGCUGUUCAACCAGGUGGUUGUGGGCCUACCCUUUGGGUUGUUGGCCCACCACCUGCUCCUCCUCAGGGGCUACAACCGGUCGGGGGAGCUGCCCACCUUCCACUGGGUGGUCUUCGAGCUCACCGUCUGCAUCCUGGUCGAGGAGGCCGGCUUCUACUACUCCCACAGGCUGCUUCACCACCCGCGGCUAUACAAGCACGUGCACAAGCAACACCACGAGUGGACAGCGCCCAUCGCCAUCACGGCGGUGUACUGCCACCCACUGGAGCACCUGUUCUCGAAUCUGAUGCCGCCCCUGCUCGGGGUGCUGCUGCUGGGCUCGCACACAGCCACGGCCUGGCUCUGGUUCACCCUGGCCAUCCUGUCGACCCUCAACGCCCACUCAGGCUUCCACUUCCCCCUCCUGCCCUCCCCGGAAGCACACGACUACCACCACCUCAAGUUCACGCAGAACUACGGGGUGCUGGGGGUCCUUGACCGGCUGCACGGCACGGACAACCAGUUCCGCCAGACCAAGGCGUACCGGCGCCACCUGCUGCUGCUCAGCCUCGUGCCCCUCAGGGAGCUGUACCCGGAGAACAGCAAGCGCAAGGACUCCUAACUGCACCCGAGGGAAGGCAGUUCCACGGACAAGAGGGCCACAAGAGGGCAGCCCCCUCGGAAGGGCCCCCCAUGGGACACCUCCCCCCACUCCGGACCACGAGCUUCUUUGGACUCAUCCCUCACCGGGCAGCCUUCGGCCCCGCUUUGCUUGCCUGCCCGUGCGGGAGCAUUCGCGCACCUUACGGACAGCCUCCCGCGACUCUGUUGUCGGCUUUGUGCCGGGCUCUUUUUCCAGUCUUUUUAAGCACCGUCGAAAGUAAGGACGAAGCUACGGUUUCAGGGACGCGUCUCCGACUGGUGCUUAAAGGGUGUCCUCAAGCGUGGUUUCUGAACAUCUUCCCAAGGACGUCGUAGCAGCGCCGGCAUGUUGCCUGGCGCAGGUCGCUCCCCAGUUCGAAUGUGAACGGAACCUUGGGCAGCUAGGAGUUGGGCCUGACGUACUGGGAUCCGCAACAUCGCUUGUCACCACUUUUGGACCACUUUUGAAGCUUGGGCAAGGUUGGACGACAAACGCACCAGUCCGAGACGCGUUCCAAUUGCCGUAGUCGGGAACGGGAAAUGUGGCGCUUUAGUUCGAAUGGGGGUUGCCGGCACCAUACUUCUGGCACAAGGUACUGUGCUGCGAUUUGCUAUGGUUUGCACUGUUGCGACGACUCGGGGGCGAGAGAUGCGGCGAUGGCAGUAGGAGGGAUUCAUUUAACUUUUUUUUUCCCGAUACGCGCAUCUUCUCGAUAAUCGGUAGAUAUUGGUACGCCUUGACGUUGUGUUGCCAGGAUCUGCACCAGGUUUCUCCAAGUUGGGGGUGUGCUCGACCCAAAAGGUGCUGGUGUGCAAGAAAGCAGUCACCUCCUCCACACGACAGCGGGCACAUUUGGGACUCGCACACCUUCAAAGCUCGGAGGCUGCUCCCAUCCUGCUCCAGGACCAGGAUUCAGUCUUGGUCGCCUCUGAAAUUAGAAGACGGUUUGAGAAAGUUUCAUGUCUAUGUGCACCUUGGGGACUAUCCCAAACAAAUUAAGCCCCUCUGGUUCCAUUCAAAGUUGGGAUUCCCCGUUCAGGGUGUUGUACGAAAUUUCAGCUCGGCAUUUGGAGGAUCAUGCGUGGAAACGCAUCUGCGAAAAAACAAUAUUGUUUUUCUUUUAUUUUGGUAGGUUAACGUUCCUUUGUGCCCACAGUCGACUUCCUUUAUUUUGACGUGGGCCGCCUCGGUGGCUCCGAGGCGAGAGCGCCGGCCUACGGGUCCCCAUGUGGCAAGUUCGAAUCCCGGCCGAGGUGCCCGCAAUCUGAUGGAGGCUUAUUGCGGAGAAAGCGCCGUGUAACCGAGCUUUCGGUUGCACGUCAAAAGAUCCCCAGGUGGUCGAAAUUAAUCCUCAGUCCUCCGCUGGGGCGUGCCAGAUGCCCGCCACUGGUUUGGCACAUAAAACCUCCAAAUUUGACUUUUUUUAUUUGGACGCGGACGUAGCGUGCCUAAUCGAUUAAAAUUAUCCAACAUAUAAAUUGAAAAAUGCUCAGAAAAUUUUCAUCAAAGCUGCAAUGCAGCUUCGACAUCGGGGUGCCGACACAAGUACUACAGUUACCAGCAAAACGAGAGGGCUUUGUGGUAAUUUCAUUUGAUAGAAUAUUACAGGUCAUCUAAGACAUGAUUAGGAGAGUCUCCAAAGAAUGAGCAAGAAUGAAACCCAGUAUGGCAGAAAAAAUAGUUCAAGGGGGAGGGAAAAUAAAGGAUUCACAAAUCGAGUAAACAGGGUCUAAACGAUGCAGUAUACUGGAAACGAAAUAAAACAUCAAGCAGCACGAGUCUUUAUCAUAGUGUCAAAAGCAACAUGAUCAAAGUGAAUCAAUCGGUGGCGUACAUGGGGGUGGGGACCGGCCUAUUCCCGAAAUUUGCAGGCUGGUAGGGGAAGGAUUGGGAUCCAUCCAAACAAAAGAAUGAUGAAAGAACCAGCAUCGCUCAGUUUUUCUGUUUGGACGUUUCGAAUGUUAAUCACCGCCGAGCCUCGUCCUUCUGUCGCUCAUUGUUAGAAAAUGGAAGGUUAUCACCAUUUUGAAGGAAGGCAGAAAUGCAGCAAUAUACAAUUGACACAAAAUGAAGUUCCUACCGAAAGCAAACGCUCUUCUCUCAUGCUCCUUUCUUCUUUCUCUUUCUUUAUUAUGCGCCACCUCCGACGAGUUAGCUCAGUGGUUCAUUCAAGUUCAGAGCACGUGCCUUUCUUCCUUUGUUUUUCUUUUUUUUCUGACCUUCCACAGCUACAAAAGAAACACCGACCCGUUCCGCCUUCGUUUUGCAACCCUAGCUGGCCACCUGGACCACCUCUCUUCUGCUUAGGGCAGGGGGUGCGAUAUGCUGCUUUUGUUUGUUGCAUGCAUGUUCGUGCUGCCGGUCAGCGGAGCACACGGUUGACUUCGUAGUAACCGUGUGCAUGCUCAUUUUUAUUUUUUGGCACAGUCCUGCUUUCUUUCUACGGUAUGGACAGGGUAAAGGCGUUAGUUCACAAAAUGUCGGCACCACUCUAGCCCCUCUCUAAAAUUUGCCCUCCUCCCGAAUCCUGCCGCCCAAAGCUUUAGGCAGCGAGUACGUCACUGAAGUUUCGGUUGAGAACUUUCGCUGUGAAGUGUGCAGGCGGCUUGAAUAUUCCCACUCAGAAGUUGCACAUUCUUGUGUCUAUCAUAUCGGUACGAUUUCAAGAAGGGUGCAUAUUGGAAGACAUUGACAGUUUUGGCCAUCAUACAGCAACAAAAAGGACACUGCUGGACAUAUGGUUGCGGAAUCCCAAGUAAGGGGCUGUUGGGAAGGAAAAGCCACAAGAAAUUUCGGGAAACGUCGGGAAUGCAGCAGUAGAGAAUCUUGAACGAGGGACCAGCCAAAAACCCGAAAAAUCUCGUAAGCGCUAGGCAGCACUACACUGAAGUCCUGAAAUGAAGUUAGUGUGGGUGAAAAGUUUGAGAGUAAGGAGUUCAGUCAUUAAUACUAGGAGGAAAGAGGCUGUAUUUCAUCAUGUAACUGCAAGCAAAGAUGGGGGGGGUUAGGGAAAUUGGAUGCCUUUGCUGCAAGCUUCACUUGGAGCUUGCGUAACUGCUCCCAAAGGAAUGCAGAAGUCAUCCCAGCCUUAUUGGCAGCAUGGUUUUCCAACAAUGAGUGCAACAGUCUUGGCACUUCCGAUGCACCUGGGCUUUUCUGCCUUGCCCGUACGAGAGGCUAGCAUUUUUUGGUGCCAGUCGUGGUCGCUGUCACCAGGAUGCUCGGAGCGGGGAGCGGAACCAAAUUAAUACAAGUCGACUGUAUUGAGUUUAGAACAAGUUGGAAAGUUCGAGGUCACAGUUUCACAAACAAUACCGUGUUCACCAAAAACCUCUCGUGAGAGCAUUCUCAAAACCACCUACAAUGGCUGUUGACAAAAAAAAAAAAAAAAAGCAAUGCUGAGAAGUUUGCAUUGAUGUUCGUCCCAUGCCUUCUUCAAUCGUUCCUUCGACAUUUUUUUUUUGUCCCUGUCUAGAUUGAAUUGAGUCCUCCUAUAUUGUGAGGAGGUAUUCUGGACCGUAAAAAACUUACAAAUGGUGACUUCAAAAAAAAAAAAAAAAAGUACUGUUUGCAUUUUAUGCUACAAAAACCUUACUAUUUCUUUAAAAGUGGGUUCGACAUCCUGAAUUUCUCAUAAUGCCGGUUCUGGAGAUAAGACUGCAGCUUUCUCGUUUUGUUUCACCCAGCAAUUUUUGGAGUAUUUUGUUUUCUGUUCUGUUGUAAAGGAGCCGUAGAACAGUCCUGGUCUUUUUUGUGCGGGAAAUUGCUCUUGCACAGUUAGGGUAUAUUUUGAAUGACCUAUAUGAUUGUGUGCUGAGGUAAAACUGAUUUCACCCAGGAUUUGCACGCUUGAAUCAAACUUGGGUCCAAUUUAACCUGGUUUUCAGCCAAAUGUAGCGUUUUUAACAAAAACCCCAUGUAGUAGUAGCAGUUCCCGCUCCAAAUGCUUGUUCAAAAUUUUUUUGUUAGCGAAGUGUGACAGAGCAAGUCUUGCAAUUUUAUGCGGUAGGUACUCACGUUGGAGAAUUAUUUUCUCAAUAAUGAAGAUUUUUAUAUAAAAGAUAAUGAAAAAACUCAUGGUUAUUAUUCUUUCAUUUUGGCCCUUUACUGGCCGGCUCCUUGUACCUUGUGUCGUACAGUGCAGCACGAAAUUGUGUUGUCGAGUCACACUUCCAUUACUUAGUUUACUGGGAAAUUUAUAGUUUACCGGCUCACCCUUCUGGAAAGUUGACGACUUCUGCUUUUACGGAGACUAUCCGGGAAUGCACUCUAGUACAGUGACAUGCAGUGCUUUCGUUCUGAGAUUACUGUAUCUAAUUUUACUCCAAAGAAAUUGGGUCUUUUCACUACUGGAGCCAUCAGUAAUUGCUCACGUUACAAAGGCAGGCCUGCUCAUUUUGCUUUGGAAUGCCUUACUGUCUUCAGGUAUGCUUACUGAUGUCUUUUUGCGCUCACUCUCUUGUAUUGCUUUGUCUUGGAGGAGGUUCUGGAGCGAUUUCCAGAGUUCAUUGUUACGCUUUUGACACACAACCCCCAACAACACAUGAUUCCUAACGAAUCAUCCAGCUUUUGUUGUUUAGCUGGCUUCACUUGCAAAGAAAUACUAUGUCUAGAAGCAGUGGAAAACAUUGGGUGGUAUAUCUAGCUAUAGAGGAAGCCGAUCAGCACCAUUGUUAGUAGAGUAUUGAAAUUCCCUAAUGUCUCUACGUGUAAGCACAUUUUCUGCACGAGAACCUUAACUACCACGUUGAACGAAGCUCCAUCUAUAACCAAGUAUGUAAUUGAAGGAACUCUUUGGAAGUUGCAUUACCUCAUUUGUGAUGGACCGCCGAAAGGGAUCAUAUCCUGUCGCGACUUUCAGUAACCCACCAACCCAUUUGCGAGUCUCUUGGAUCCUCCUGCUUGGACGUGUGUGGGGGUUAUUUAAGAGGUUCGACAACGCUCCACUGUCGGAAAGUUAUGGGUGAACUAAUGGUGUUCUCCACUGUAUCAGGUUCUAGUCCGUUUAAAAAGGAUGGGGAAAAACCGCCAGAUUUUGGGCGAGGCUCACUGUUUGUUGUCACCCUUGUGACAGACUACCGCUACCAGCAACACUUUUUGCUAACGGUUUUUAGCGGCUUUGACUGUGUUGGCACGCAACCUGCCGAACACGUUUCUCGAGGACACCGUUGUGAGUUUAACCUGUCAGCCACUUUAGCCGGUUGGUGCGAGGGCAUUGCCAGAUGUGGUAGGUCUUUUGCGUUUCCUUUGUUCCAGUUUAAGGUGCUUCAAUGACGAGGCUUUAUUGAGAAAACUGACCAGUCAUUGGUUCAGUGGUUCUGUUGUGUCGCUGCAGUUGCACACGCGUUGUGCCUUCGCUUGUGUAAGGCGAGAGCUGAUUGUCAUAGCUGCUAAGUCACCGUUGAUUGUUGUCUGCAUUUUGUUACUUUGGGAGCUGAGGCGGUCAAGGGAGAUUUCUACCAAAGGCCCUCGGAUCCUUAGAGGAGGAAAUUUUAAAUGAUUCGACGGGGGUGGUCUGAUUUGUCCCAUUUAUGCUUCAAACUUCCACUUUUUUUUUUUAUCUUCCUUAAGAAAAAGGACCACAAAAUCGUGAUGUUCUUGUUUGUUUGUUUUUUUCACACUUUGACCAGUGCUCGGAGUAGACGCCUCGUGCUCAAAAAGCGUGGACCAGAAAUUAAUUUCGGUGUCUGCAAAAGUAUGUUUAUCUUCUGUUUCGUAGCCCCUUUGAGUUGCGCCGUUCGAAUUCGGAACUCACCUUGCCCCAGUUUGUCUGGUGCGUGUAUGUGCAUGACCUCGAGUUCCCGAUGCCGGUUCAGUAGUCUUAUUGUCCGACACCGGUGCACACUCGCGAAAGAACGAGCUUUUCGAUAAAAUGUAUCGCCAUUUGUGUGAAUAAAGUUUGUUACCUAUGUUUUG
This is a messenger RNA of Ixodes scapularis (black-legged tick), 7162 nucleotides long. RefSeq names its product fatty acid hydroxylase domain-containing protein 2. Gene Ontology annotation, biological process: sterol biosynthetic process. Bases 173 to 1225 code for a protein of 350 amino acids. Lineage: Eukaryota; Metazoa; Arthropoda; Arachnida; Ixodida; Ixodidae. Gene Ontology annotation, molecular function: C-4 methylsterol oxidase activity; iron ion binding. The transcript is spliced from 8 exons. The record is from RefSeq and is a predicted model, not a curated record.